This is a messenger RNA of Hevea brasiliensis (rubber tree), 3690 nucleotides long. Its product is annotated as disease resistance protein RPV1. The record is from RefSeq and is a predicted model, not a curated record. Gene Ontology annotation, molecular function: ADP binding. Gene Ontology annotation, biological process: defense response; signal transduction. The transcript has 5 exons. The coding region runs from base 102 to 2012 and encodes 636 amino acids. NCBI's taxonomy places the organism in Eukaryota, Viridiplantae, Streptophyta, Magnoliopsida, Malpighiales, Euphorbiaceae.
AGUUCCUUCGUUCAUUAGUUAUCUUCAUAUAAAAUAAUAUAGUGUUUUGCCCUCUUUACCUUCUUCAAACUCAGUUGCAGAGGCCUCUUUAAUCUCUUACCAUGGCUUCUACUUCUUCAACUCCUUGCAAAUAUGAUGUUUUUAUUAGCUUUAGAGGCAAAGAUAUUCGCGAGGGUUUUCUCUCCCAUCUCUUUGAUGCUCUGCAGCGAAAACAAAUCAAUGCCUUCUUGGAUCAAAACCUCCGCAAAGGAGAAGAGAUCUCACCUGCUCUCUUGCAAACAAUUGAGGAAUCAUUUGUCUCAGUGGUAAUUUUCUCUGAAAAUUAUGCAGAUUCGCCGUGGUGCUUGGAUGAGCUUGUGAAGAUACUUGAAUGCAAGAAAACAUCAGGACAAUUAGUCCUACCAGUGUUUUACCAUGUAGAUCCAGCCGAUGUUCAAGAGCUGACUGGGAAUUUUGGGGAGUCAUUUGCAAUUGCUAAGAAUGGGGAAGAACUUAAAGGUUGUUUAGACAAUGUGGAAGACUGGCGCCAUGCUUUGAUGGAAAUAAGCAUUUUAUCAGGAUGGGAUUCACGGCAUUUCAAGUCUGAAUCCAAACUAGUUGAGGUAAUAGUAAAUAAUGUUUCGGAGAAAUUAAGUCACUUCCCUUCAAGUGAUUCUUACAAUGAUAACUUAGUUGGAAUUGAUUCGCGUGUGAAGAAAGUGGAAUCAUUGUUAUGUAUUGAAUCAAUAAAUGACAAACGGGUCAUAGGAAUUUGGGGUAUGGGAGGUAUUGGCAAGACAACUAUUGCUGAUGAAGUAUUUAGUCGAAUUAUGGAUAAAUUUGAUGGUCACUGUUUUGUUGCAAAUGUCAGAGAGAAGGUGAGAAAACAAACACCAGUUACUUUACGAGAUAAAAUCAUUAAUCAAUUGUUAGGAGAAAAAAAUUUACAUAUAAGCACACCUCGGUUGCCUGCUAUCAUUAGGAGAAGACUUCAGAGUAAAAAGGUAGUCAUUGUUUUUGAUGAUGUAAAUGAUCCAAACCUUUUAAAGCUUUUAGCAGGAGACUGUGGCUUGUACCAUAAUGGAAGUAGGAUCAUUGUAACUAGUAGAGAUAGGCAAGUACUUAAAAAUGUUUGCUCUGAGGAAUUUAUAUAUGAGGUUGAAAAAUUAAUUGAUGAUGAAGCUCUUUGCCUCUUUAGCUUGUAUGCCUUCAAACAAAAUCAUCCUAAGAAAGGAUAUGUGAAUAUAUCGAAGAAGUUGAUAACAUAUGCUCAAGGCAUUCCAUUGGCUCUUAUAAUUUUAGGCUCUAAUUUGUGUGACAAUGGGAUUGAAGAAUGGGAAAGUGAGUUGGAAAAAUUGAAAGAAAUUCCUGAUAUGAACAUUCAAGCAGUUCUGAAAAUAAGUUAUGAUAGACUAGAACGUCAUGAAAAGAGCGUAUUUCUUGAUAUUGCAUGUUUCCUUAAAGAGGAGCCUAAAGAUCGUGUUGAAAGAAUAUUAGAAGGUUGCUGUUUCUUUCCAAGAAGAGCAAUAAGCCGUUUAAUUGAUAAAUCUCUCAUAACUGUUUCAGACAGUAAGGUAGGUAUGCAUGACUUGUUACAACAGAUGGGUAAGGAAAUUGUUUAUGAGGAAUCCAAACAGCUCGGAGCACGCAGCAGGUUGUGGAAAUAUAAGGAUAUUUGUCAUGUAUUGACAACAGAUAGGGGAACUGCAAAUGUUGAAGGCAUAUUACUUGACAUGUCUGGGAAUGGAUAUUUGGAGCUAAGUUCCACAGCUUUCAUGAAAUUGUGCAAUCUUAGAUUCCUAAAAUUCUUCAAUGUUACUCAAUCCACACAAGGACAAGUGUUGCUUCCUAGUGGCCUUGAAUUUCUUCCAGAAGAGCUAAGAUAUCAUCACUGGGAAAGAUACCCUUUGACAUUCUUGCCAUUAAAUUUUUGCCCAAAAAAUCUUGUAGAACUUCACAUGCCAAGGAGCAACCUCAUCCAACUUUGGAAUCAAGAGAAGGCAAGAGUCAUUGUUCUACUUUAUAAAAUUUAGCUACAUUGUGUAAAGUUAAUUAGCAUCUGCUAAUAUUAUUGAUAUUUUCAUUACAGGCUCUUGGAAGUUUGAAAUUUUUGGACCUCAGCUACUCUUUGGAGCUGACCAAAGUUCCAGACUUGUCUAGUGCUCCAAAUCUUGAGUUUUUAUGUUUGAGAGGAUGUGAAAACUUGAUUGAGAUUCCUAGUAGCAUUGGCAAGUCGAAAUGUCUAAAAGAAGUUACUCUCCAUGGAUGCUCAAAAUUGGAUAGUCUUCCACAAAGCAUCUGCAAUCUGAAAUCUCUUACACUCCUUGAUAUCUCAGAUUGUUUUAAUGUCAGUGGAUUGCCAGAGAACAUAGGGAAUUUAGAAUUGCUGAAGGACCUUUAUAUAUCUGGAAGUGGAAUAAAAACUUUACCAUCCUCCAUCAAUCAGUUGGGAAAAUUGGAAGAUUUAAGAUGUAGAGGAUGUGAAGGUUUGACAUUGCCUUCUUUGACUGGUUUGUCACGUGUAAGGGAAAUUGAUUUAAAUGACUCUGGUAUAUUAGAAAUCCCCCAGAGCCUUUGGUUUUUAAUGUCAGUGAAAGUGUUAUAUUUAGCUGGAAACAAUUUCGAGAGCAUACCUCCAAGCAUUAAACAACUAUCCAAGUUGAAGUGGCUUGGAUUAAAAGGUUGCAAGAGGCUUGCAUGUUUACCCGAGCUUCCAUGCUUAGAAGAUUUGGAUGCAUCAGAUUGCACGUCUCUGGAAUCUGCAUCAACUUCAUUUCUUUUCCUAGAACAUGAAGAUGAUGAUGAUGAAGAAGAAGAAGAAGAAGAAGAAGAAGAAAAACAUCUUGAGUUUCGUAAUUGCAUCAAUGUGGAUAAGGAGAUAUAUCAGAAAAUAAUGGAGGAUGUAUUGGAAACGCAUCUGUUGAAACACAGGAUUGUUAAUUUAUGUAUAGCUGGGGUUGAACUGCCUCAAACGAUGAGAUAUAAGAACAAGAGUGGAUCUUCUCUUUCAUUCAGACUGGAUAGGCCUAAUAUGAUCGGUCUUUCUUUUUGUGCUGUUUUUAAUCCCAAAAAUUAUUCUUGUGAUCCUAUGAUUCAAAUUAGUUGUAAAGCCCAUUUCGUAGACAAGUCUGGACAUAGCAGCAAAAAUUUCUAUUCCGAUUUGCUGAAUUUGAGAGUUGAUCCUUAUAUUCAGAACAUGUAUUCCUUUGGAGCAACUUGUUCGACAUGGAAGUGAAUUUCGUUGAGGCCUCAUUUCAGUUCUGCAUUGACAAGCACUCAUCCAAGCCCCCAUAUCCUGUGAAUCGUGAUUAUGGGGCCAUAAUUAAGUGUGGGGUACAUCCUAUAUUUCAAGAUGAUUAUCUUUGCAGAGAUGAAAAGAGAAGCAAAAAUCAAGAAGACGAGGAAGAGGAACCUCCUCUUAAAAGAUUGAAACAAGACCAAAAACUUUCUAAAAAUUCCUCUUAUACAGAGCAUAAAUCAUGAGGAGACAAAGGAAGAGGAACCUUCUGUCCAUCUAAACCAAAUUCAGAAUGACAACAGGACUACCACCACAGGAGAUUCUUAUAUGCACACGUAUUGAUGGGUUUUAUUGCUAGACUGAUAUAUUAUGUGAAAAAGUAUGUUGCCUUACUGUAUUAUUUUACAAUUGAAUUUUAUUAUUGAUUUUCUCUUAUUGCUUGAUGAGCAAUAAAUUCUAAUGUCUUUGGUGCA